GGCCUGAGAUCGCGCCCGCCCGGGCGUCGGUGGAGAAGGCAGCAGGUGCGCCGUCCCGCGGGAGCGCAGCGCGACGCCUGGGGAUGCGGACGCCGGUGGUGAUGACGCUGGGCUUGGUGCUGGCGCCCUGCGGGCUGCUGCUGAACCUGACGAGCACGCUGGCGCCCGGCUGGCGGCUGGUGAAGGGCUUCCCCGACAAGCCGAAGGACGAGGUGCACUACCAGGGCCUGUGGGACAUCUGCCGCGAGCAGAGCAGCCGCGAGCGCGAGUGCGGCCAGGAGGACAAGUUGCACUACUUGGAGGCUGAACUGGUGCUCGUGGCAAGGGGACUGAUGGUCACGUCGCUGGCCGUCACCGCCCUCGGGCUGCUGUUGGCGUCGCUUGGCGUGCGCUGCUGGGAGGACGAACCCCGCUUCGCGCUCUCCGGUGCCUCGGGCUUGGUGCUCUUCGCCGCGGGCCUCCUCAGCCUCAUCCCCGUCUCCUGGUACAAUCACUUCCUGGAGGAUCGCGCCGCCCUGCCCUUCCCGGACGAGAAACUCGUCGUGGUGGAGGUCGCUUACAGCCUGGUGCUGGGCUAUCUGGGCAGCUGCCUGCUGCUGUUGGGCGGCUUCUCGCUGGCGCUCAGCUUUGCGCCCUGGUGCGCGGAGUGCUGUCGCCGCCGCCGCAAAGCGUCCUCCAGCAGCGCUCGGCGCCCCAGCAUCAGCACCGUGUACGUCGACUGGCCGCAGCCUGCGCUCACACCCGCCAUCAAGUACUACAGCAACGGCCAGCACCGGCCGCGGCCCGCCGAGGUGGGCCCCGCUGCCAAGCCCAAAGUGGGCUUCCCCAUGCCGCGGCCACCACCCAAGACCUACACCAACUCGGUGGACGUGCUCGACGGGGAGACGGUGUCCGACUCCCAGGGCUCCUCCUCGCGGAGCACCCGGCCCUACCACAGCUCCCUGCCCUGCGACUCGGAUUUGUAGACGGGACCCCCAUCCCCACCCCAG
Molossus molossus (Pallas's mastiff bat) is the source of this 989-nucleotide messenger RNA. It is a transcript of the gene CLDN23, whose product is annotated as claudin 23. The coding region runs from base 84 to 965 and encodes 293 amino acids. NCBI's taxonomy places the organism in Eukaryota, Metazoa, Chordata, Mammalia, Chiroptera, Molossidae. The transcript has a single exon. Gene Ontology annotation, biological process: bicellular tight junction assembly; cell adhesion. Gene Ontology annotation, cellular component: bicellular tight junction; plasma membrane. Gene Ontology annotation, molecular function: structural molecule activity. The record is from RefSeq and is a predicted model, not a curated record.